CAAACUAUUUCCCCUGGCGUCGGCAAGAGGAGACCGUGUUGCUCUCGCGUCGCUUCCAGUUGUUGGUCCCUCAGGGAUUGCCGCAAACGACGAGUGUCUCCGCCCCCACACCCAUCCCCAUCUUCCCACAUCUUCUUGAUUUCAACGCCCCACCAAGAACCCAAAAGGAGUUCGAAACUUAAAACCCCACUGAGUCGUUCUGCAAUCUUCUGCUGAUCACGUGUUUAAUGCCAGAUUUGCCCAGACAACAUCAAUCCGACCCCAAAGCGAACUUUUUGGCAACAGUCCCUUUUUGGGUGUGGCCAACGGAGAAAGGAAGGGAGGUAAAGGGAAGUCUUUUCGCUUGGGAAGAGCCAAAUCUGGGACAGUGAGGCCGUGCCUUGCUCGUUUUGGCGAAUUUGGUUCAAUGGGUUUCGUUCUUGGACUCGUGCUGGGGAUCACUCUGGGGCUCGCUCUCAUCAUCGGGUUCGUGAAAUCGGAGAAUGCCCGAUCCAAGCGUCGCUCCCAGCUCGCGACUGCGAUUGCGGCUUUUUCCAGGAUGACAGUGGAGGAUACAAGGAAGAUCUUGCCAGCUGAAUUUUACCCUCCUUGGGUCGUCUUCUCUCAGAGGCAGAAGUUGACCUGGCUCAAUUCUCACCUGACCAAGAUCUGGCCUUAUGUUGAUGAGGCAGCAUCUGAGCUGAUAAAGGCUAGUGUUGAGCCCAUUUUGGAACAAUACACGCCUGUUAUAUUAUCGUCCCUCAAGUUCUCCAAGUUUACUCUGGGUACCGUGGCUCCACAGUUUACAGGAGUUUCAAUUAUUGAAGAUGGGGGUGGUGGUGGUGUGACUAUGGAGUUGGAGAUGAAUUGGGAUGGAAAUCCGAGCAUUAUACUGGACAUAAACACUAGACUUGGAGUAGCACUACCUGUGCAGGUAAAGAACAUUGGAUUUACUGGGGUUUUCAGGUUGAUCUUUAAGCCGCUUGUGGAUGAGUUUCCUUGCUUCGGAGCUGUCUGUUUUUCUCUCAGAGAAAAGAAGAAGCUGGAUUUGACAUUAAAAGUCGUGGGCGGAGACAUAUCUACAAUUCCAGGAAUCUCCUCUGCGAUUGAGGACACAAUACGUGAUGCUGUUGAAGAUUCAAUUACAUGGCCUGUUAGGAAGGUUAUUCCUAUACUGCCAGGGGAUUAUAGUGACCUAGAGUUAAAGCCUGUUGGGAUGUUGGAAGUGAAACUUGUUCAAGCAAAGGAGUUAACAAACAAGGACUUCGUUGGGAAAUCAGAUCCUUACGCUGUGUUGUAUGUCAGGCCUCUUCGUGAUAGAAUGAAAAAGAGCAAAACAAUUAACAAUGAGUUGAAUCCAGUCUGGAAUGAACACUUUGAAUUUAUAAUUGAGGAUGCAUCCACUCAGCACUUGGUGGUAAAAAUAUAUGAUGACGAGGGAUUUCAGGCGGCUGAGUUGAUUGGGUGUGCUCAAGUAAAGCUAAAUGACCUUGAACCAGGUAAAGUGAAGGAUGUGUGGUUGAAGCUGGUCAAAGACUUGGAAAUCCAAAGAGAUAAUAAAUACAGGGGGGAGGUGCAUUUGGAGUUGCUGUACUGUCCCAACGGGAUGGAGAGUGGUUUUACCAAUCCGUUCAAGCGCGAUGUUUCGAUGACCUCUUUGGAGAGGGUUCUAAAAGGUGGAGCGAAUGGUUUUGAAGUUACUGAAAAUGGAAACGGUGUUAUGCCGAAAAAGAGGGAUGUUAUUGUCAGAGGAGUACUUUCUAUCACUGUGAUAUCCGCCGAAGAUUUACCACCCACAGAUCUGAUGGGCAAAGCGGAUCCGUAUAUCGUAGUGAGCAUGAAAAAGUCCGGAAUGAGAAAUAAAACCAGGGUUGUGAAUGACAGUUUAAACCCUGUUUGGAAUCAGACAUUUGACUUUGUUGUAGAAGAUGGCUUACAUGAUAUGCUGAUUAUAGAAAUCUGGGAUCACGACACAUUUGGGAAGGACUACAUGGGAAGAUGCAUAUUGACACUGACUCGAGUCAUAUUGGAAGGGGAAUACAAAGACAGCUUCCCCCUGGACGGAGCCAAAUCUGGAAAACUGAAUUUGCACCUUAAGUGGAUGGCACAGCCGAUUUACCGGGACUCAUGAUAAAUUUCUCCGUCCUGCCCAAGGGAUCGAAAAUUUUUGGCCUGUGAAGACUGGGACGAUGAGCUUCCCAGAUACGUUAAAGAAGAAAAUAGCGGCAAUCAUUUAGUGGUAAGCUGAUCAAUAAAGGGUGUGGUUGGGGGGGCUGAUGGAGCUAAUGAACGGUAUACUGGUGUAAAUAAUCUCUUUAGAAAGGACUGGUAUGUUGUAGAUUGCUGGGGUUUCAUCGGAAAUACAUAGACAGUUCGGAGAAAAAUAAUGAGAUUUUGAGACCCCAUACCACGCCCGACCGUCUUUCAUUUUUUUUUUUAAUCUCCAUUAUAAGUUUGACAUCGUAUUGCUGUUUUAUUCUGGUAACUAUGCAUGCCCUUUUGGGUCA
Syzygium oleosum is the source of this 2486-nucleotide messenger RNA. Its product is annotated as synaptotagmin-5. Gene Ontology annotation, cellular component: endoplasmic reticulum. The record is from RefSeq and is a predicted model, not a curated record. The transcript has 13 exons. Bases 407 to 2110 code for a protein of 567 amino acids. NCBI's taxonomy places the organism in Eukaryota, Viridiplantae, Streptophyta, Magnoliopsida, Myrtales, Myrtaceae. Gene Ontology annotation, molecular function: lipid binding.